Molecule: messenger RNA, 968 nt
Organism: Zingiber officinale
Lineage: Eukaryota; Viridiplantae; Streptophyta; Magnoliopsida; Zingiberales; Zingiberaceae
Product: esterase OVCA2-like
Exons: 6
Coding region: 68-790 (240 amino acids)
Source: RefSeq, a predicted model, not a curated record
UAUGAACCAGCCACUACGCGUCCACGGAAUCAGAGAAUAUUCCGUCUAGAUCCCAGUCAGUUAAGCGAUGGGAAGCCUCGUGGCCGAGGUUGCAGGCGAUGUCGGCGGCGUACGGCGGAGACCGAGGUUCCUUUGUCUCCACGGCUUCCGCACCAGCGGCGAGAUCAUGCGGACGCAGGUGAUGGGGAAAUGGCCGGAGGAGGUCACUGCCCGGCUCGAUCUCGUCUUCCUCGACGGGUCUUUCCCCGCCGAGGGCAAGUCCGACGUCGACGGUAUCUUCCCUCCGCCCUACUAUGAAUGGUUCCAAUUCGAUAAGGAUUUCAUGGAGUAUCGGAACUUGGAGGAGUGCUUUACGUACAUCGAGGACUUGAUCAUCGAGCACGGACCGUUCGACGGUCUGAUGGGGUUCUCCCAGGGCGCGAUUCUCUCGGCAGCGCUUCUGGGUCUCCAAUCUCGGGGAUGUGCGCUGAUGAGGGUGCCGAAGUUGAAGUACUUAAUAGUGAUCGGAGGGGCGAAGUUCCUGGAGCCGGCGGUGGCCGAGAAGUCGUAUCCGGCUCCGGCGGAUUGCACGUCCCUACAUUUUCUAGGUGACACGGACUUCUUAAAGACGCAUGGGGAAGCACUGUUGGAGUCGUUUGUGGAUCCUUUUAUCAUCCGACAUCCGAAGGGCCAUACUGUCCCCAAACUUGAUGAUAAAAGCUUGGAGACCAUGCUUGAAUUCCUGCAUAAGAUAGAAGCUGAUCUGCCCUGCAACGAAACUAGGCACGAGGAAGAGACCCAUUUGAGUUGAACAACAUUGACAACUAAGUCAUGGUAAAAUUAUAAUAGAUCACGAAAGUCCAUCUCUAACCUGUUUAAUAACAAUGCAGAGGAGCUCAAAGUAAAGGGGGGAAAUGAUAAGUAAAUGUAAGUUAAAAGCUUCCGAGACCAGAGAACUCGCAGUUUCUUCAAAAUUCUGAGAAGUCUUC